AUGUUAGGGCUGAAAGUUUUCCAGGGACAGAAACAGGAGAUGGGCUAUGUGGCUUUGGAAACUUAUGACCCGUCAGAGUACGAUCCGUUCUUCCUGAAGACGUGUACAGACUGCUGGAAGGUUUCAGUACCAACUUUACAGGAUCCUCUGUUAAAAGACAUUCAAAGAAAGUUUAUUGAGACAGGCAUUAUCAAGCAGUGUGAGACAGGAAGACCGUGCUCUACCAGAGAGCUGAACGAACUCAGUAAAGCAGAACUGUCACUGCUUCCUCUGAGCCGGCAACGUAUGGAUGCAGUUGAGUGGCUGAAGAUACCACACGCCUACAUUGCUAGUGAGGUCCACCAAAUGAGGAGGCGGAAAGUCAUCAGCCACCACAAAGAUGGCGAGGUCCGAUGAUGUCACCUGUCUUCCAGCUGACCGCAGCCGCAAAUACGGGCAUCAGAAGGGCGGUCCCUGUCUCCCUGCUAGUGUGCCUGCACAGCAGCUCUGCUGUCAAAGCCUGAAAACAGAAUUU
This is a messenger RNA of Aptenodytes forsteri (emperor penguin), 514 nucleotides long. RefSeq names its product protein FAM228B-like. The coding region runs from base 1 to 396 and encodes 131 amino acids. The transcript has 6 exons. NCBI's taxonomy places the organism in Eukaryota, Metazoa, Chordata, Aves, Sphenisciformes, Spheniscidae. The record is from RefSeq and is a predicted model, not a curated record.